AUGUCGGAUUCAUCGUUGCUUCUUGUGAUUAGUGCGGCGUAUCUAAUUAUUGCGAGUGCGAAGAAAAGGAGUGAUAAAAAAAAGCGUUCCAUAUGGAUGAAAAAUUAUUUAAAAACACGACAUUUUGGUAUCAUUGAUGAUUUGCAAUUAGAUGAAGACAUUGUGUUUAGAAACUUUACGCGAAUGUCCAGAACGAAUUUCUACUAUCUGUUAAAAAAAAUCGAGCCGGAAAUAGAAAAACAAAACACUCGUUUUAGAGAGGCAGUACCAGCUAAAAUUAAGUUUUUAAUAACCAUCAGAUUUUUAGCUACCGGAGAUUCGUUUUCAUCCCUUAUGUAUUUAUUCAAAGUUUCCAAGCAGUUUAUUUCAGAAAUGUUGCCAACUGUUCUGAAAGCUAUAGUGAAUGCUCUACAGAAUUAUAUCAAGCUACCCUCAAGUGAUCAUGAAUGGAGAUCUAUCGCAGAAGAAUACAAUAAACGAUGGAAUUUUCCUCACUGUGUCGGCGCCAUCGACGGCAAACACGUCGUAAUUCAGAAACCAGAAAACACAAUAAGCGAGUUUCAUAACUAUAAAGGAACAGACAGUAUUGUUCUAUUGGGAAUAGCGGAUGCUAACUACUGUUUUACGUAUGUCAACGUUGGAUGUCAAGGCCGUAUCUCAGAUGGAGGCGUAUUUAAAAAUACUUCGUUCUCUAAGAAACUCGAAAAAAAUGAACUUGGUUUACCGGAAUGUGAAGCACUGCCUGGUCGUAUGAUGAAACUUCCUUAUGUCUUAGUUGCCGAUGAUGCGUUCGCCUUAUCUGAAAAUAUUAUGAAACCAUACGCCACAGAUUUGAACAAAGGAUCCCCAAAAAGAGUAUUCAACUACAGGUUGUCCAGAGCGCGUCGUAUUAUAGAAAAUACUUUUGGGCUGCUUUCAGCCGUGUUUAGAAUAUUCCGCAAACCCAUAGAAAUAAAAGUUGAAGAAACAAUAGUUAACAUUGUUUUGGCUUGUGUUUACCUUCACAAUUUUUUAAGAAUGCAGCCCGAUUCCGCAAAGUUUUAUUCAACAUCAGGGUGUUUUGAUAACGAAGAUUGUAGCACAGGAGAAAUUAUUCCAGGAUCAUGGAGAGAAAUAACCUCUGGUGACACUGGUUUAAGACAACUUAGAUCAAUUCCACGAAAACCAGCGUCCAACGCAACAAAUAUCAGAGAAGAAUUUAAAUCAUACUUCAUGUCUGAAAUAGGAUCAUUACCAUUUCAGGACAAAUACUUGUAA
This is a messenger RNA of Macrosiphum euphorbiae (potato aphid), 1257 nucleotides long. The record is from the annotation of a GenBank genome assembly. NCBI's taxonomy places the organism in Eukaryota, Metazoa, Arthropoda, Insecta, Hemiptera, Aphididae.